Mizuhopecten yessoensis (Yesso scallop) is the source of this 2476-nucleotide messenger RNA. RefSeq names its product ADP-ribosylation factor-like protein 6-interacting protein 4. NCBI's taxonomy places the organism in Eukaryota, Metazoa, Mollusca, Bivalvia, Pectinida, Pectinidae. The record is from RefSeq and is a predicted model, not a curated record. The transcript has 5 exons. The coding region runs from base 108 to 779 and encodes 223 amino acids.
CAUAAAACCAAGAUGGCUGCGCCCAGUAGUAAUCGUGGCAAGUCAACAGAUCUAGACCAACGGUUAUUUAGUGCAUUUUCUGUCUUUAUUGAGGUUGUAGAAUAACUAUGGAUUUGGUUCAGAAACGCCCGCGGUCAAAUACCGUCUCUCCUCCAAGGAAACACAGGAAACGGUCAACGUCAAGUAAAAAGAAACAUAAACAUGGAAAAACCAGAUACACCGACAGUUCUGAAUCCUCCAGUUCAUCAUCUGACACUUCAAGUACUGAGUCAUCGUCGUCAAGUGAUGAUAGCAGAUCACGUCGAAAGAAAAGAAAAUUGAAAAAGAAAAAAUCAAGACGGAAAAGAGAUACUUCCUCAGAUUCAUCAGAAGAAGAAAGGCAGAAAAGAAAAAAAGAAAGGAAAAAGAAGAAAAAAAAGAAAAAGAAAGCAAAGAAAAAGUUAAAAGAAGCAAAGAGAGUACAGGAAAAUUCAAAUAAAGAAAUCCAGGAACCUUCAGUGACCAAGCCGACUGUAGUACAAAAGAAACAGGAGGGCAAGGCACUAUCAGGACCAGCACCACGAGUGUUGAAACCAAUGACAAAGGAGGAAUGGGAGAAACAGCAAAGUGUUGUUCGUCGGGUGUACGACCCGGAAACGGGCAGGGACAGAUUAAUCAAAGGUGAUGGUGAAGUAAUUGAGGAAAUUGUCAGCAGAGAGCGACACAAAGAAAUCAACCAGCAAUCAACACGGGGAGAUGGUUUGUUUUUCCAGUCCAAGAUGGGAUUGUUACCAAAGUGAUACCGUGUCUUUACAUUCCAUAUUGGCCAAAUCUACACCAGAACUAGCUAAAUAUACACCCAAAAUAGCUAAAUCUACACCCGAACUGCCAAUUCUACACAGAACUAGCUAAGUCAUGUAGAGCUACACAUGUCUGGUGUGUGAACGGUCUACUCUUGUCCGUAUAUUGGAUUGUUCUUCAUCACCUCUAUAUAGGUUACGUAUUAUUGCUCAAACCACAGGGACAUAGAGUCAUAGGAUUAUCAGUUUUAGGUAUUAUCCAUAAGUUGUCUCCCCAUUUCUGGUCAAAACAUUGUGCUUGUACCAUCUACAUCAAUGUAAUUGCUAUAAGGCCAGAAUUAUUUUUAGAAUCUUGUCAGUCUAGAACAGGUCAGUUUGUGUGUGGAGUGGAACCUGCUUGUCUGGACAUUUUGGUUAGUGUGUACGUACAUUUGAACCACGCUAGUAUUAUUAGUUUAUUUUUCAUCAAAAUAAGACAGCAAUAUCGAUGAUAAAUUGUGAUAAUUGGAGUUGUUGGUUGGGGAGCCUCUGUAGAACAUCCGUGGCAGUUUUAGUCAACUUUGACCUGCUUUGAAGCACAUCUGAACCAUUGACAGGUUUACCCUAUACCAUAGAGGAACUGUGGCCAACUGUGGCCACCUUUUUAUUUGUUUUGUUUUUGUUUUUAUCCAUCAUUAUUAAAAUUUAUGAUAUGCAAACUCUGUGUGUGAAAGGAGUUUUAUGCUGUGGAAGCUUUAUAUAAGGAAUUUCAAACUAUGCAAGUUUGUUUUGAGUUAUGGUGUAAAGGAAGCUUGUUGUUGUUGUUGUUGUGCUGGGAUACGUUUAUUUUAGGUGUAUUAAUAUCAGACUUUGGUUUCAAGAAACAAUUAACCACGUAAAUGAGAUGUUUUUUACUUAACUUCAAUUCCAAAAUAGGGGAAGCAUUGCUAAACUUCAGGAAAAUAUGUGGAAAGGUAAGCUAGGGUCUGGUAUUACAGGUGUAUCGUAUGAUUUAUAAUCAUGUGUGGAAAGGUAAGCUAGGGUCUGGUAUUAUACAGGUGUAUCGUAUGAUUUAUAAUCAUGUGUGGCGGUUUCAUCAGAUAAUUGUUUGAAUGAACCAGAAGGAAAAAUCUUAGCUCUGCUAAGGAACAUAACCGAAAGUUUGUACAUGAAAACGAGGCCUGGCAUUUUUACUGAUGUAUCUCAUGAUUCAUAAUGAUAUUGGAAAGUUAAGUGAGAUGAUUUAGUCUAAAAUAGAUUACAUGGGAUUGUUCCAGUACCAAGCCUGUCUACAGUACACAUGCACUCAGAUCAGUUUCCUGUUGUUGGAUAGGUUCUAGAUCACCGUCAUUCACACAUGCCAGUGUCGUGAAUAACCUUUUAGUACUUAUGCAAUGAAGAUGUUCAUUGAUGUUUUUCUCUCGUCUUAUAUUUGAUAUUUGCUCACAUCAUACUUGAAAUAUUUUGCCAUAAAUAUCUAUUCUAAGCAAGCUCUUGACACAAGAAAACCCUAAGGAGAAAAUUUAAAUGAAGCAAUGGAUAUAAAUAUAGACAGACAUGCCCCCUCCACCAUUUAAUUAUUUCUAUUUAAGGCUGUGUAAUUAUUGUCAUGUCCUGUGUUUAACAAGUACAAUAUAAUAUUGUAUUAUGUACAAUGUCGUUAUAGGUAAUGUGAUGUCUGAAAUUGUGUUUACAUUUGAAUAAAAAAAAUUAAAACA